This is a messenger RNA of Aspergillus calidoustus, 663 nucleotides long. The record is from the annotation of a GenBank genome assembly. NCBI's taxonomy places the organism in Eukaryota, Fungi, Ascomycota, Eurotiomycetes, Eurotiales, Aspergillaceae.
AUGCCCGUCCGCGAGCUCGCCUGCCUCCGGCUCAAAAACGGCCAACCCAUCACAGCCCCAGCAAAUGAGGACACACUGCGCAAGCUGCGCGAGGGAAUCCCAGAACAAGCACGAUACACGAACUCGCCCACACACGUGCUAUCGCAGAUCGAAGAUCCGAGCGUGUUCUACAUCCUCGGGAAAUGGGCGUCUGUCUCGCGGCAUGUCGACGAGUGGAUUCCGUCCGAGACGAAUCAGGCGAUUAUGGGUGGUUUGGCGGCGGAUGUGGAGCUCGUUUUCUUGGAACAUCUUCACAUCCCUUCGUCGGAUGCAACGGGGAAUCAGGAGGAGCGUCCGCUUAAGGCUGAUGUUGUUGCUAUUGGGAGGUAUUUCCUCUCGGAUGGCGAUAAGGAGGCUUUCCAGCGGACCUUAUAUGAAACGAAGCAUCAUCUUGAGGAAUUCAAUGGGAGCAAGGGGAUAUGGGGCGCGUGGAGGGAGGAUAAGGAGGCUGGUGAGGAGGGGAAUUCGAAGGAGGAGUUCGUGUUGUUUUUCGGGUGGGAGAAUGUCGAAAAGCAUAUGCAGUUUGCGGAGAGUGAAGGGUUCAAGGAGUUUGCGAGGAUCAAGGCGUUCCUUCAGGGGGCAGAGAUUAGGCACGCGACGCUGGUUUUCUCGGAGCCCCCAUAA